Letharia lupina is the source of this 252-nucleotide messenger RNA. RefSeq lists its product as uncharacterized. The record is from RefSeq and is a predicted model, not a curated record. The coding region runs from base 1 to 252 and encodes 83 amino acids. NCBI's taxonomy places the organism in Eukaryota, Fungi, Ascomycota, Lecanoromycetes, Lecanorales, Parmeliaceae. The transcript has a single exon.
AUGACCAGCUCGGCCUACACUCUGGAUGAGGUCAGUACGCAGGGUUCGAACUUCGAAGUAGGUCAACAGCCUACACACUGGGAUGUGCAUUGGGCUAAAGUUAGCCUCCCUACAGGAAGGACGGACUUACAUCCGUGGAACGCAUACGCUCGAACUAAGGCCGCCUGCAUCUUAUUCGCAGUUGCUGUUGUAGAUAAUCUUGGCACCAAGGGCGUGACCAGCUUCGCAGUCGAUCCGGGCAGUAAGUUCUGA